Laetiporus sulphureus 93-53 is the source of this 1036-nucleotide messenger RNA. RefSeq names its product thiamine pyrophosphokinase. The record is from RefSeq and is a predicted model, not a curated record. Lineage: Eukaryota; Fungi; Basidiomycota; Agaricomycetes; Polyporales; Laetiporaceae. The transcript is spliced from 6 exons. The coding region runs from base 37 to 849 and encodes 270 amino acids. Gene Ontology annotation, molecular function: ATP binding; thiamine binding; thiamine diphosphokinase activity. Gene Ontology annotation, biological process: thiamine metabolic process; thiamine diphosphate biosynthetic process.
GAUCUUACCAGCGUCCUCGAGCUUUGCGACUAGACGAUGGCGCCGCCGACGAACUGGUCACUCCCUUUUCUUGAGCCUUCAUUCUCUCCUUCUCUCGACCGACAAUACUCCUUGAUUAUUCUCAACCAGCCAUUUUCCGUGCCUUUGCUUAGCCGACUUUGGAAAGCAUCCACUUGGCGGUGCUGUGCAGAUGGCGGCGCGAACCGCCUGCAUGAUGUUCUUAAAAACCAAGCGUCUGUGUCAGAGCGCCUAGGCUGGGAUGCACGAAGCUUAUAUCUCCCUGACUUGAUCAAGGGUGAUCUCGACUCCUUGCGAGAUGAUGUGCGGGAGUACUACGCAUCUCAUAAUGUCCCGAUCGUGCAAGACGACGACCAGGAUUCAACCGACCUGAUGAAAUGUAUUUAUGCUUGCGCAGAGAAGCAUAAAGGAAGCGUUCAUGAGAAAUCCGACCUGAUCGUUCUAGGCGGCCUUUCAGGAAGGCUAGACCAGACAAUCCACACCCUCUCGCUUCUAUACAAGCUACGGAAUAGUCCGAUGCGUAUUUUCGCGGUAACCGAUGAUAACGUGGCCUGGGUGUUGAACGGCGAGGGUGCGGAUACAUCUGGAGAGCACCGUAUAGCAAUCAAUCACCAGCUCGUCGGUCCAACCUGUGGUUUGCUACCCGUCGGAGUCGACUCGACGGUUCUUUCCACCACAGGCCUCCGCUGGAAUCUCACGGACCGCGUAUCGUCAUUCGACGGCCUCGUGUCGACAUCAAAUCACCUUGUUCCAGAGGAGAGCACCGUCUGGAUCAAGACGACUCGGCCGAUCUGGUGGACUGUCGAGCUUCGGCAGUCAGGGCUGCAAUAGCCUCAUUGGGAUUUCUUAAUGUAUUUGUAUUUUAUAGAUGCUGUGACAUGACUGUCUUCGCGGUCAAAGAGGGAUCGCACUUGGAAAUCGGGGUGAAGGAUUCAAUCAUGGGGUGGUCACAUUUAAAUGAAUUACGCAGUAGCUGUCAUCAGCUAGCGAUGCAAUGUAGCAGGCUUCUAGCAGAGGG